Aspergillus japonicus CBS 114.51 is the source of this 540-nucleotide messenger RNA. RefSeq lists its product as uncharacterized. The record is from RefSeq and is a predicted model, not a curated record. The transcript has a single exon. The coding region runs from base 1 to 540 and encodes 179 amino acids. Lineage: Eukaryota; Fungi; Ascomycota; Eurotiomycetes; Eurotiales; Aspergillaceae.
AUGGUUCUUCGAAUACUCUCCAACAACCCCUGGGAAACAACAAGUCAAUCCGGUCUGGUGCACAUCUCGACCCACAGCCUGUUCAUCUCCACCUCCGGCCCCCCGCGUUGGCCCGGCUGCCCCGUCGUGCUCUUCUUCACGGGCGGCGGUGCCCCGAGUGCCCUGGAGAACCCCAGGCUGAGUGCGAAGCGGCUGCUCAGGGAACAGCAGUUUGCCCGGCAAGUGCUUGGGAAUGCACCUCUCAGUGUCAUUUGCGCGGACUUUACCAAGGAAUUCCGAUUGAUCUAUGAAGCAGGAGUGCAAAUGGGGAAUGGGACGUCGGAAGAGAGGGAGCAGUGCACGCGGUUCUUCGAGCAGGCGCAACUGUUCAAUGACGAGCUUCGAGCAGGCGAGCUGCGGCUGUCGGGCUAUAAUCGUUUCAAAAAGGUACUUGACGAGGGCCACAGUUUGCCUGUAACGCGACCGGAGAUUUUGGUGGACGAAGUCCAGUGGGUUGUGGACAUGCUGCACGAGAGAGGUCUAGCACUUUCAAGGGAAUGA